Molecule: messenger RNA, 93 nt
Organism: Macrosiphum euphorbiae (potato aphid)
Lineage: Eukaryota; Metazoa; Arthropoda; Insecta; Hemiptera; Aphididae
Source: the annotation of a GenBank genome assembly
AUGUGUCUCCAAUUAGAGCAAGGCCUUCAAGAAGCAAAAAUUGAAAAAUACAUGUCUGGUGAGCUACCCGUUAAAAAAAAGAAAAUUUCUUAG